AUGGUCCUAAGGCCAGAAGUGGUUCAAGCUUUCAAUACCCUCAACAUCAAUCCAGACGUUGACCAGGCCACCGCCUCGAAGGCUUACAAACGUCUUGCUCUUAUUCAUCACCCAGACCGCAACCACAAGGACAGCACUGCCACCCAACGCUUUCAAGAGAUUGGCGCAGCAUGGGAUAUUUGCCUGCGUCAUUACGACAACCCAGCUCGCAGUCAUGUUCCAGAUCCUGCCGCUCAGUCAAGCGCACAUAAUCACUUUGGUGCUCAUCACUUUACUGCAGAGGAUGACAUUCCUUUGGAUGAAGAGGAGCUAGAGGCCUUUUAUAGGUUCGUUACUUUACCAAGGAUUCCUUUCCCCUUUCAUGUCGAUGUUAUCCGCAGAUUCAUGUUUGCAGAGAUGCUCUUCAACCGCUAUUCAAGUACAAAGGGUCGCCGUUAUCGCUAUCAGCGAUCAGGCGCAGCAGGAGCAGGUUUGUCGACUUUCUCUGGUGGCUUUGCGGAAUCCCAAGAAAGGCAGUCCUCCAAUUCGGCUCGGCAAAGGAGGGAGAACGAGGAGUAUGAAAGGCGAAAGCGCGAACUUGAACUCGAAAUUGAAGCGGAACAACGCGAAGCUGAGAGAUGUGCUCGUGAAAAGUCCGCCGCCGAGGAUCGCCGAGUCUCAGCUCUGGAAAACUCGUUUCAGUCUGCUCGUGAUGGAAACUCAGCAGCGGUCCAUCGCUCUGUUCUGGACUUUAGCUUGGAUGUGAAUAGUCCCCGAAAAAAGCCCAAGCAAUCAAGGAAACAGGAUGAGAACACUCCAUACGAAACUUUGCUUCAUGUCGCCGCAAGCUACUGUGACGAAUCAUUGGUCUCAUUUUUGCUUGAACAAGGCGCAAACCCCGUUGCUCUCAACAAGUCUCGAUUGACUCCUUUCCACGCCUCCAUCCAGGCCGGAAAUACACCUGUUGUUCGCUUCCUCCUCAAUCGGCGAGGAAGGUCGUCAGAUGGCUAUCAUCCGUCCAAGGUUUCCGCUGCUGGCCGUACUCCGCUGCAGCUUGCAAUUGCAAGCGGAAUACCAUCCAUGGUAGAGUUGCUUGUCAAGGAUGCGACGACACAUGAUGUCCAGCGCUGUUGGGAGCGCGAAGAAAUGUCUGAUGAAAUCAGGAAUAUCUUGAAAACCAAAAAAGGCUUUGUGCCACCUGAAGAACGAUCGGAAAUUUCUGGCGAUGGUAAUUCUUCGUUGUCUAAAAGGACAAAGCGGAAGCAAGAACUGGCAUUGAAGGAGCAGCAACAAAAGUCGGCUCGAAUCGCAGAGGAGCAGAUGCGUAUCGCGGAAAAACAGCGUAAAAAACAAGAGCGGGCAGAGAAGCAUGCUGCAGAAGAACAGGAGCGGACAGAAAGACGUCGACUUCAGGAAGAGGCGCGCCGUCAGGCGCAGGUCGCAGAAUUCCAUCGACUUCAGGAAGAGGCCCGUCGAAAGGAGCGGGUGGAGCAACAAAAGCAAGCUGAAUUGCGGUUGAAAGCUGAAGAGCAGGAAAAGUUGAGGAAGGAAAAGGAAAAGGAGUUGAAGGCGCAAAGGGAGGCACAACUCAAGGCAGAGCAAGAGGCAAGACGGAAAAGUCAAGAGCAGGCUUCUCUCGACCUUCAUCGACAGACUGAGAAGGGCACAUCUCUCAAGAGGGACGGAGGGCAGAAAAUGACACAAAACCGUGGCCAAAAAGAGGAUGAAAUGCGGAGUAGGGUAGAUGCAAAUCAACAAGAUCACGGCAAGUCUUCUGAGCCCGUCGGCCAGACGGCUGAAACUUUGGAUCCGACUGAGGAGUUGGCUGCGCUCCGGCGAGCUAAGCUAAAGGCGCGUCGAAAAGCGAAACAGGCCCUUCGACGAGAAGGACAACCCGCACCGUCUGCUCGAAGAGAGCUGAAUGAACGGCGAGAUCAGGUUCCAAUUCAGUUGGAAGAUGGAAAACACGAAGCGAUGAUGCGACGUCGGGCUGAACAAAGUGCGAGAGACAAGGAACGACAUGGGCGAUUAAUGGAAGAAAAGGCGAGGACGAAUGGUAGGUCUUUGGAGGAGAAUGUGGGGUAUUUAGAUAUUCAGACAUGUGUUGUGCCGGAUGACCUAUUCCGAUAUGUAUAA
Molecule: messenger RNA, 2115 nt
Organism: Laccaria bicolor S238N-H82
Lineage: Eukaryota; Fungi; Basidiomycota; Agaricomycetes; Agaricales; Hydnangiaceae
Exons: 9
Coding region: 1-2115 (704 amino acids)
Molecular function (GO): protein binding
Source: RefSeq, a predicted model, not a curated record